Lactuca sativa (garden lettuce) is the source of this 7199-nucleotide messenger RNA. RefSeq lists its product as uncharacterized. The record is from RefSeq and is a predicted model, not a curated record. Lineage: Eukaryota; Viridiplantae; Streptophyta; Magnoliopsida; Asterales; Asteraceae.
UCUCGUGAAGUUAAGGCGAAGGAGCGUUCACCAUUGAAUAUGAGUAUAUGACCCCACACAUACAAACCCAUAUUUGAUUUAUACCCCUACCACCUCAAUCUACAUCUAAACACACACAUGAUGUUUCCGGUGCCGGAGUUCAGAGAACCAGUUUCUACACCUCCUAAACUCUCUCUCUUUUCACUACCAACCAAACCAACUACGCUGCAGGAUGGUCCAACGCCGCCACCCAACACGGUGGCCACCAUCCCAUUCUUGUGGGAGGAAGCACCAGGAAAACCAAGACGACCCACCUCUACCGAUGAUCCUCCAAAGUCUAAAACAGUCAGGUCUUUAGACCUCCCUCCAAGGCUAACCACCACCGUGGGUACUGCUACUAACAACGUAACCAACAGUAGUGGUGGAAUAGAGAUUAUACCAUCACCGACCACCGUAUUGGGUGGACCUUAUGAAGGCGUCUAUACUUCUAAUAAAUCAAUGUUGGGGUCGCCGGAGAAGGUGGUGGGUUGUAGUAAUUACAGCGGUAGGAGUAAAGGUAAGAUCACGAUGCCUUUGAGGAAUUUAAUGAGGAAAGAGAAGUCGCCAGUAAAGUUGAUCAGUUCAUGGAGGUGGGAUAGUCUCAGGGAUAUUGGAGGUGACAAAGGGGACAGGUCGCCGGCGGUGAAGUUUUGCUCAUGGAGGUGGGAUAGUUUCAGAGAUAUGGGUGGCGGUGGCAAAAGCGGUGGUGGUAGCUGCAGAAGUGUAGGUGGAGGUGGUUCUCUGUCUUCUUCAUUUGAUGACUUUCAAAAGUCUCUUGAUUCCAAUAGUAAGAUCACAAAAGUUACAAGGAAGAACAGCUUCACGUUCCUCAAUCGUAGUUCUUCUGGGUUUUUGAUGUCCAAAUCCAAGAAGAGCGUCCACAUCCACAAGGGUUUUCAUCAUCAAAUAUCUUCUUUGUAGAUAUUGAGUUGGACAUCAACGAUUGAGAGGAAGAAUAAGAAGUAGCUAUUACAAGAGUUCGAACACAGACACUAUUUGUUUUUCUCUUCUCGAAACCCUAAAUCGAUAUAUAAAACGUAAUUCUAAUCUAUUUAUUUUAUGUUAUUAAAUAUAAUGUCAUGUCAUUUGCCAACUAGUUGUAUACAUAAUGAAUCUGGUUGCCUCUAAUGAGAAUUGAACAAAAGCGUAAGUUCGUUGGGUUUUUUUUCAACAAACAAAACAUGAUUGGGGUUUUUUGAAUGGAUUUGAAACUUCGUUGGUCUUACAAGUCAUUUUUUGAUAUUUAAUUACACGUCAUAAACCAUGUCAUUCGUUGACUUUUAUUAACCGGUUGACCCUAAAUGAAAAGUGAACAAAGUUUAAUUUAGUUGGGUUUUUUUAAACAAAAUGUUAGUACGUUGGGUUUUCUUGAACAGACAAAACAUAAUUGGGUUUUUGGAACGGUUUGAAAACUUCAUUGGGUUUAUAAGUCAUUUUCCCUAAAUCUUUUGGAAAAAAUCGAAAGUAGAGAUACACAAAGAGUAUGAUAAUUCUUUAUUUUUUUUCCAUGUAUGUAAAAAAAAUAAUAAAUAUAAUGAAAUAAAAUAAAAAUUUGAAGUCUCACUUUUGUUUAUACCCAAAAGAUGAUAAGAUUGACAAAAACAGUUUUCGGAAGUUAUUAACGGUUACAUGGAACUUAUAAUCAUUUCCGAAGCAAUUUUGAAAAGUCAACAGAAGCCUCGGCUAUGGAAAACUGAAGUAACAUCGGUUUUAGAUUGGUGUAGCAGCCUCAGUUGCAAAUUACUAUAGCAUCCUAUUAGUUGUGGACUAAAUUAAGUCUUUUGGUAGCAUUAAAUAAAGUUGCAGAAGCAUCCUAUUUGCCUUAGAAAAAUUCUACUUUCUCUACCAAACUACUUUUCCGAAACAUGAUUUUCCACUACAUUUCAACUCUAAAAUUCCAAAGACCUUCUAGGGGUUGUCCCAAAACUUGUAAGGGCACUCCCCCUUGACCCUUGUUUAUUUCCAUGUCCAUGAUCAAACUCACAUAAUAUAUAAGUGUGCACUUUAAGGGGUUGUCCCAAAACCUAUAAGGGCACUCCCCCUUGACCCUUGUUUAUUUCCAUGUCCAUGAUCAAACUCACAUAAUAUAUAAGUGUGCACUUUAAUCCUGUGAAUAUGUAUUAGGUCAUAGUUUUAAUCGUCAUUUGGACUCAUGUCAAUUCCAAUCAGACCAAAUGGUUGGUGACACUAAAAUCACCAACAUUUCAUAAUGAUCAUUGUACGUGAAUAUCAAAUUAUGUCUGAAACGAACAUAUCAAAAAUCCAUAACAAUUGUAACACUCAGUUUUACGUAUUAAGGACACCCAACAAAUAUGUUUAUUUACAACCUUAUAAACAUUUUGGUGUACACUAGCUAGCACGGUGGAAUACAAUGAGUUAUCACCGAAUCGUAUUGACAUCAACUAUAUGAUCCGAGCCACGGGCUACAACAACCUAACCUGCAACACAACAACAACAACAACAACAAAAUAAUAUAAUUCAUAUAGCUUAGUGAAUAACAAUUAGAAGAUCAUAACAUCGUAUAUAAAUAAACUUAUCGUCAACAACAUAUACACCACAUCAAAUAUACUAAAUAAAUCACACUAACUGUUUAUUGUCUCAUGACUCCUUAUGAUACCAACAAAUAUUAUUUCACUUAUUUCGUUAUUGCCUUGUAUACCGUUACGGUUAACUAAUGAUUCACCACUACUAUAAUACAAUAACGUCCCAUUUUUCAAACAAAAAAUUUUCAUUUUUAUCUAUUAUAUAUCAUUCAAAACAUCCAUCCAUUAAUACAAAACCAUUGUUUGGUAAUCAAGACCCUAAUAUCAAAUCAAAGUAUAAAAUAGAAACAUGCGGAAACCUCAAAACAUAAUGUCGAUGUGCGUGUAUAGUCAAGUCUUGCCCUUCAGACAACCUGAUGAAAUACCUAUUUAAUAUACAAUUAUAAGUCAAAACUUAGUGUGUUCCCCAAAAUACCACAUACAACAAUAUAUAGUGCAUACAAGUAAUGGCCUUCAGCAAAAAGCUGGUCCACCCCUUUGGCCUUCAACAAAAAGCUGGUCCUUCAACAUAAAGUUGGUCACCCCCUUGGUUUUCAACAUAAAGUUAAUUUGCCUUGAGUAUCUUAACAUUUAGAACAUAGUUGGACCUCCAUCAACUCUCACAUAUACUAUAUCAACAUAUGACAAAUAAACAAUCCAACAAUAACAUGUGAACGACUAAGCUAGUCUACUUGCCUAACAAUACACUGCAACAUAUCUACAUCCUAACAUACAGAGGAUACAUACUGUAACAUAUAGUAUAGUGAGAAAACUCACAUAGGUCAAAGAGGUAAAGUAACAACACUCGAAGUCUCACAAAUCCACCUACACGCACCACCUAAACCAAAAAUAGUUCGAAACUCAGUUAAUAUCUCAAAAUCAUAAGUUUGACCCAAAGUCAAACUGAUCAGAAAGUCAACGGUUAGCGGUCAACACUUACGUCGAAACUAGAGACUAGUCACACUGUGAAACUCUACAUGACAAAAUAGUCGCAAAACCUUCCAGGAUCCUGUCGUGAUCUUUCAAGGAGUCGCGCCGCUAACUCAGUAAAACAACCAACUAUCUUUAAGUGGUUAAUCCUUAAAAAGAGGAGUUCCAAAUCUCAUAUAUGAAGCUCCACAACAUAUUAAUGGAUAAAGUUUCAAACUUUAUCCAUUUCAAUGGCUUAAAAACUCAAGAUCUUAAACCUUAAUUCUAAAUGUUUGCUUAUAAGGCCAAAACCAAGUGUAUGGCUCCAGGAAAGCACAUGCAUGGUCUUUUUAUCCAUCAAGAUGUUAAGUAAAUACAUUAGUUUUUUAGUGUAUUUACUGCUAAAUAACUUAACCCCAUAAGCUAUUAGCUAGAUAUCAUAUUUCUAACAAGUCCACUAGUUAGGGUUUAUAAACCACAUCUACCGGUCCAUGAAUUUACUAUUAGAUUUACAACAUAGUUCAUAAUCACAUUAUAACAUGACUUCUAACAACUAGCUCGGGUUUCAAUGACCCAUCUUAACUAUGCUAUAAAUUACGAUAACGUAAUAGCAUAACAAGGGGAUACCUAAGUUCAGUCGACUUUUGGGUGAGAGUUGCUUCGACCUUCCGGGUAAAAGCCGCCAAUAUCAAAAUUCUGCAGGGACCCGUUGCGUCUAAACAACUUUCAAUGUGAAACUUUACCCCAAAUGUGAAACUGGGCAUAAAGUGUCAAUUCGCAUUAACUGCAAGGGCCUGUUUCGAAAAUAUUCCCAUUUCACAUAAUUUUUAGCCCAAUUUCGAAACUGGGUAAAUUAUGCCAAUUCUUCGAAACUUUAGGGAUUUGAAAUUAAAAUCCUGCAUUCCUCAUAGAUUUUGUCCCCAUUUCGAAUGUGGUUAACUUUUUCCACUUCUUAGAAAGUUUAGGGAUUCGAAUCGACUGGUUUUGUUUCUUCUCCAUUGCCCUUCGAAAUCAGAUGCGUUUCAAUGACCUUUGACCAAAGCAAAUUGAUACCCAUUUCGAAGGUACCAAAUCACUUGUUCCAUUCGACCGAUAACCAAGUAUCGACCAUCGACCAAAAUCAACAUCGACAUCAAUUUAGAUCCUCGACAUCGAUUCUCGGUAAAAGACCCUUGAAAUUAGAUGCGUUCAAAGAGAAAUUUAUACAUCGAAGGUUGUUUUACCCCAAAUCGAAAUAACAUAGUCAACUCGAUGUCGACUUCCCUUCUAUUUGCUAUCAAACAAAUCAGUCGAAUAAGUUGUCGUUCGAUGCCAAGUAGUGACCAAAAUGUGUUCGAUAUUGUUCAACAAAUCAAAAUUAGUUGGACAAUCAACCAUCAAAAUUGAUUUCGACCAGGACCCAAUCACCAUCGAAAUCGCUAAUCACAAUUCGAACUACCCAUGGACAUGCGAUUGACUUGACUCCAGGUAAGAACAUUCAACUAACAUCAUUAAACACGAUUUUGACUAUAGGUAAGGACAUCCGACUCCUUUUAUAUACAACAAAACUUCUCAAAUGGACAGCAAAACUCCUUUUAUAUACAUAAGACUUUCGAGGAAUUGCGUCGCGACCAACAUCAUACGUCUCAGCCAUCUGCCACAUGUCGUCUCCCGUUGCUAUGUAUGUCGACCUCUCAACACGUAUCCAACGCGGACAUCUCAUCACAUCACAACCAACAUCACCCUCGCGUCGUGACCUUUGACCGUUGACCAAGACUUGACCCGUCUAUGACCAACAUACCACGAGAUAAGACACUCGCGUCGUGACUUUUCAAAAAAGCAAAGGACUUAUAAUUUAUCAUUUUCUCCUUCUGCUUCACAACUUAACACCAACACACCUUCUAUAAGCAACUUAAAGCAAACUCAAUGCUCUAUUUCUCCAACUUAUCUCGUCAAAUGAGCAUUACCAUUGAGAGAAAAAUCAUUGUAAAAUGAGCAUUAACCGUCGAAACAAUAUUUGUUAUGAGAAACGGGUAUUACAACAAUCAUUGUAAAAUGAGCAUUACCAUCGAGAGAAAAAUCCAUGUCAUUUAAUGUAACAUGAGUUUUGAAGGGAACAAUGUCAGUGCAAAGAACAAACAAGAUCAAAUAUAUAAACAUAGAAAUACAUAUCAAUCACCGUGAUAUUAUACCAUUGACCGGACACCAAAAAAGAUCAAUUUAAUGUUGAAACUUGAAACAUAAUAGAAUAUAAACAAUACAAACAUAUGAUGAAAACAAACUUGAAACCCAAAAUCAACUUUUUGAAAUAGGGCUCAUCCUAUAUGAGUUUAUUGUACACACCAAGUAACUUGUAUUCGCUCACACGUUGGACUUUUAUAAAUUCCACUUACAUAAAAUUACCUAGAUCACACGAAAAUCAUCAACAUGGGGUAAUUGUUGUUACCAAUAGAGGAAGGUCUCCAAUGAAGAAGAGUCUUAGUAACGAAGGGUUGUGAAAAAUAGAAGUUAGAGCAAUGAGGAUAUAAUGUGAAUUUGGGACUCGUAAAGCUGGCUGUUAUUAACUUAACAUUUACAUACCAUCUUAACUUAUGAAUUCAUACAAAAAAAAAAAAAAAAAAAAAAUUUCCUUAUAUAUGCAUUGCGUUAUGUGUCCAUUAAACCAAUUAAGUACAAAUUAGCCACUUACUUGGUUGUAUAUUUACACGCCUACAGAAAAGUAAAAGGUCAACAAGCUAUCAGCCUUUUGGCAUAAUGAUAUAAGUGAAGCAUUUUAUUGAGUUGUGGGUUCUCAAUUUCUUAUCAAUUUAUUAAACGAAGGCACGAGGUGUAAAAGUUUCAAUUAGGGAUGAGCAAAAACCCAACCAAAAACCAAAAAAAAAAAAAAAACGACAUAACCGAAACCAAAGCAAUAACCGACGGUUUAGGUUUGAAUUUUACAAAAACCGAAAAAUAACGGUUUGUUUGGUUUUGACGUAUAAAACCGCCCAUAAAAACCGAACCGACCCACAUAUAUAUUAUUUAUUAUGUUUUAAACUUUUAGUUCUAGACUUUAGACUUUAUCCUUUUAGUAUUUUAUGUUUAUUUUCCACAAAGUGUUAAUGGUGUUAAACUUUGAUAUUUUGAACACUUUUAUGCUUUAGAAUACUUGAAUCCGUACUCUUUAUUUUAGUUUAUUUAAGUAGAUACAAUAUUAUUUAUCGCAACGUAUUUUCACUGGGUUUAAACCCAAAAACUAGAAAGAAAAAAAAAACAAGAGCUCAUAAACACAAGGUUUAAAACCGAAAACGCAUAAACCCAACUUGGAAAACCGAAAAACCGAACCAUGCAAAAACCGAACCUAUAUGGGUUUAAAAACCAAAAAACCAACUUUCUACGGUUUGAUUUGGUUUUAUCCAAAAACUGACUCAUGCUCAUCCCUAGUUUCAAUUAAUCAAAACUUGUGGCUUUGUACAAUAUUUUCAAAUUAAUUCCUUAAUGAGUGAAGCAAUAUGUUUGCAACAAUGUAGAUGAUUUACAACAACAAUAUUUCGUUAACAUUACUAAAUUUUGAAAAAAGUGGAAGUCGGGCAUCAAAACCUUUAGCAAGUGAUAAAACAACUUUAGCAAGGAACGGUUGCUAAAAUUGUUUAACACAUAAAGAGUGUUUUUAAGCAUUUUGUGUUGCAGACUUAUAGGUAUGGUACUUGUAUUGUAUAGUUAUCAAGCUUCCUAUAAGAAUCUGUUGUAUUAUCAGUUUCAAAGCAAUUUUAUCUACUUAAUAAAAUAAAU